This is a messenger RNA of Naegleria lovaniensis, 1389 nucleotides long. RefSeq lists its product as uncharacterized. NCBI's taxonomy places the organism in Eukaryota, Heterolobosea, Eutetramitea, Acrasida, Naegleriidae. The transcript has a single exon. The record is from RefSeq and is a predicted model, not a curated record. Bases 1 to 1389 code for a protein of 462 amino acids.
AUGGCUGAGCAAAUGAAUGUAGAUUUGGGACAAAGUCCCUUCAUGAUAUCCCAGCCAACAGCUACCUUCAAUAAUAAUUCCAUUGUGGUUUCAAAUCUGGGAAGAGCACAUCAAUCAUUGAACAACGGUAGCCCGAAUCAGCUCAAUGGAACCUCAAUUGCUCGUAGUUAUAACUCUUCAAAACGAACAAAUGUUGGCAACGAGAGAACAGGUGGUGAUGGAACCUUUUUGACCGAAGUAUCAAUCAACAACCCCGAAAAUUAUGACAACAGAAUUGUAUAUAAUAAUCUCAUAGAGACACCUCAACCAGCACGGCAAUCUCCAGUGUUUGGCAAAGCUAGGAUCUACCCACCCAUACAGGAUUUGGCCAAUUACAUGACGGCCCUUAAUCGAAAAGUUCAACUCAAGAAAUUUACAGGAAUUCUGGAUCAACGAAACUCACUCCACCAACCUAUCGUCGUUCACAGUUACAAGGACUCUCAAUUCAAUAAUGGUCUACGAAAAUUACCUCCGCCACCUAGGAAGGAUGCAUUUUAUCCUCUCAAAAAGCUCAAUAAGCGAAAACAAAUCGAGGAAUUGGCUGCAGAGCUGUCGAAAAAGGACAAUUUUGAACAUGAUUUUUCCAAGCACUCAAUUAACAAUGAAGAUGACAAGGUGUCCGUACGAUCCAAACAUAGCAGUACCGGCUCCAAGUCAAAGAGUCUUCCUCCUUUGAAUCCAACGCGUGAACAAAGUGAUGCCAUCAGUCAAGCAUUUUCCGAUUUAAAUCCUGAUGCAUCACUCGAGCUUCCUACAAAAGAGGCCACUAACGACGACAAAUUCGAUACCAAAUCUAUAUUCUCCUCACGCUCCAAAUAUUCGCAGAGGAGUAGGAAAUCUAAGGCUCCUUCCGAAUUGUCCUUCUCGAUUGGAAGUGAUGCAGAGAGCGAUCGAAUUCGUCAACUGGAGCAUUCUUUGAAGCAUGAAGAAGAGGCACGAAGAAACAUUCUUAAAAUUCUGGAUGAAAUUCAACAAAAACAAGAAUUUCUACUGAACAAAUUGUCAGAGCAAGAGAGGGAGCAAUUUGAGAGCAUGUACGGACGAUAUUCCAACCUCAUUUCUGACCUCAAGAAAAAUGAUGACAAUAUUAGCGUGGCGCUCUCUGUUAAGGAUAUUCAAGAGUUGAAACGCCAAUCUGAUAUUUGUGACAAUUCACAGGGGGAGCAUUUACCAAAGCUUGACAAGUCAGAGGUUCAUAGCACUGUGUCCAGAAAAAGUGUGGCAAAGAGUGAUCAUUCGACGGCCAUUUCUCACCAUUCUGUACUGUCACGACAGUCACAAGCACUGUCGCUUCAAUCAAAUCACUCACAGCGGUCGCAGGCACUUACACAUCAUUCCAGGCAGCUAUGA